Messenger RNA from Telopea speciosissima, 1431 nucleotides. RefSeq names its product ACT domain-containing protein ACR10-like. The record is from RefSeq and is a predicted model, not a curated record. The transcript is spliced from 6 exons. The coding region runs from base 81 to 1319 and encodes 412 amino acids. NCBI's taxonomy places the organism in Eukaryota, Viridiplantae, Streptophyta, Magnoliopsida, Proteales, Proteaceae.
GAGCGGAAAUUCUGUGAGGGCAAAACAACAAAAAAAAAAGUUUGUGAUUUUCUUCCUGAAAGAUUGGAGUAGUAAGAAAGAUGGGUAUUCCUUAUGACGACGUGGUUAUUAUCACGCCACCAGAGAAGGAAGGUGAACCUAGCGUCAUUACUGUGAACUGCCCAGACAAGACUGGAUUGGGUUGCGAUCUCUGCCGUUUAAUUCUCUUCUUUGGGUUGAAUAUUGUAAGAGGAGAUGUUUCAACGGAUGGGAAGUGGUGCUACAUCGUGUUCUGGGUUGUAGGAAAACCCACGACGAGGUGGGAUUUAUUAAAAAGGAGACUGGUUGGGGCAUGUCCUUCUUGUAGUUCUGCUUCGGUAAUUUACUAUUAUAGGUCGGAGUUGCAGCAACAGAAGCCUCCUGACAUUUUCCUUUUGAAGUUUUGUUGUUUUGAUCGAAGAGGGCUUUUGCACGAUGUUACACAAGUCCUCUGCGAGCUUGAGCUCAUAAUCAGGAGAGUCAAGGUAUCGACCACUCCAGAUGGAAGAGUAGUGGACCUUUUCUUCAUCACAGACACCAGGGAACUUAUGCAUACAAAGAAGAGGCGGGAAGAUACUUGUGAUCGUUUGAGAGAUGUUUUGGGGGAUGGGAUGAUCAGUUGUGAGAUAGAAUUGACUGGUCCUGAAAUUGUCACAUGUUCACAGAAUUCCUCAUUUCUCCCUGUUGCAGCCAUGGGAGAUAUGUUCAGGUUAGAGCUUCCUGAAGAUCAUCCAAGUGGGUCUCCAAUCGCCAACAAUGUUUCUGUUACAAUGGACAAUUCCCUCAGCCCUUCUCACACACUUGUCCAAAUCAUUUGCCAAGAUCACAAAGGUCUCCUCUAUGACAUUAUGAGAACCUUGAAGGAUUAUAAUAUCCAGAUUUCUUAUGGUCGUUUCUCGAUGAAUGAAAGAAGACAAUGUGAGGUGGAUUUGUUCAUAAUGCAAGCAGAUGGAAAGAAGAUAGUUGAUCCAAGCAAGCAGAUUGCAUUGAAGUCUCGCCUUGGGAUGGAAGUGUUUCGUCCUCUAAGAGUAGCUGUGGUUAGCCGAGGUCCUGAUACAGAACUUCUGGUUGCAAACCCUGUAGAAUUAUCCGGCAAGGGCCGGCCACUUGUUUUUUAUGACAUCACCCUUGCACUCAAGAUGCUCGAUACGUGCAUCUUCUCGGCUGAGAUUGGGAGGCAUAUGAUUGGGGAUCGAGAAUGGGAAGUUUACAGAAUCCUUCUUGACGAGGGGGACGGCCCUUCAGUGCCAAGGGAGAAGAUCGAGGAGGAAGUCACAAAGAUGUUGAUGGGUUGGAAAUGAAUGCUGUUCUACCAGUUUCUGUAGGAGCUCCUCCAAUCCAGUGUACAGCAUACGUUCACCAGCCCCUUACUGAAUCCAGUUUGAUUUUCUAGAAGCAAUAGGUACUAAAUAU